Molecule: messenger RNA, 1854 nt
Organism: Sporisorium graminicola
Lineage: Eukaryota; Fungi; Basidiomycota; Ustilaginomycetes; Ustilaginales; Ustilaginaceae
Exons: 2
Coding region: 1-1854 (617 amino acids)
Biological process (GO): carbohydrate metabolic process
Molecular function (GO): phosphotransferase activity, alcohol group as acceptor; kinase activity
Source: RefSeq, a predicted model, not a curated record
AUGACAGACAACCCCACCAAGUUCUACUACAUCGGCGUUGACGUAGGCACGGGCUCGGCCAGGGCAGCGCUGGUCGACGACGACGGCAACAUCCUCGCCGAGUCCACCCACGCCACGCAGACGUACCGUCUCGAGUCGGAUGCGCGCAUCUUCGAACAGUCGACCUCAGACAUCUGGUCUCAGAUCAAGCUGGCCAUCACGCAGGUGGUUGCUGCUUCCAAAGUCGCCCCGAGCCUGAUCAAAGGGCUUGGAUUCGAUGCCACCUGCUCUCUCGCUGUCACCGACUUCGACGGCAACCCGAUCGCCGUCACCCCUCAAUCUGGUUCUAGUGCACGCGAGUGGGGACCUGGAGAGCGUAACGUCAUCCUUUGGGCCGACCACCGCGCCGAAGCCGAAGCCGCGCUGAUUAACUCGAGUGGCUCCAAGGUGCUCAACUACGUGGGCAAGACCAUGUCGCUCGAGAUGGAGAUCCCCAAGAUCCUGUGGUUGAAGAAGCACAUGCCUGCGGGACUCUUUAAGCAGUGCAUGUUUUUCGACUUGCCCGACUACCUGACGUACAAAUCGACGGGCUCACUGGCGAGGAGCAACUGCUCGUUGGUGUGCAAGUGUUCGUACAUCCCCCCGGGUGUGGAUGGCUCGGAGCUCGGGUGGCAGCCCGAAUUCUUUGAACAGAUCGGGCUAUCCGAGCUGGUCAAGGACGACUUCAAGCAGUUGGGCGGCGUUCCCGGUCGCAAUGGUAUUGUGCUUACUGCUGGUCAACCUGUCGGUGAUGGUCUCACUGCCGAGGUGGCGUUUGAGCUCGGACUGCUGCCCGGUACAGCUGUGGGAUCCGCACUCAUCGACGCGUACGCUGGCUGGGUCGGCACCGUCGCUGCACCGGCCACCAACCCGGUCGACGAGAUCCAAAAUCACCCGUCGCUCAUCAGCUCGCAGAAUAGACUCGCAGCCAUCGCCGGGACAAGCACGUGCUACUGCGUCCAAUCACCAGAUGGCAUUCUCGUAGACGGCGUAUGGGGUCCUUAUAAGCACGCCGUCUUCCCUGGACUGUGGAUGAACGAAGGCGGACAAUCUUCGACGGGUCAGCUGAUCGACUUUAUCAUCGAUACUCACCCUGCUGCCCCCUCCCUGCGCACUCUGGCUUCGGAAAGCAACCGGUCGCCGUUCCAGGUGCUGCACGACAAGAUCGACGCACUGGCACAGGAGGCUUCCGUCCCGCACGCUUCGUACCUGACCAAGGACCUGUUCAUCUACCCGGACUUCCACGGCAACCGAUCUCCUCUCGCAGAUUCGCAGAUGAGGGGUAUGAUUACGGGGCUCAAGCUCGACCGGUCCGUGGCGGAUCUGGCGCUCAAGUACUACGCGACGCUCGAAGCGAUCGCACUGCAGACGCGCCACAUUGUGGAAGAGAUGAACAACAAAGGCCACAAGAUCGACUCGAUCUACAUGAGCGGUGGCCACGUCAAGAAUCCCGUGUUCAUGCAGCUGAUUGCCGACGUGUGCAACAUGCCCGUACAGCUGCCGUUCAGCUCAUCGGCGAGCGUCGUUGCGGGCUCGGCCAUCCUGGGCAGGUUUGCUGCCGACGUCAAGGACCCCUCGUCGACGCGGGCCAGCGGCCCACAUGCUCCGCAGCAGCCCACAAGCAUCCAGGACCAAAAGACGGCGGAAGAAUCGUCGUUCAAGUACAAGGAUCACCUGUGGGACCUGAUGGUCAGGAUGACCAAGCCAGGCACGCUCGUUUUUCCGCAAGACGACAAAAAGCUGAACAAGCUGCUCGAUGUCAAGUACAAGAUCUUCCGAGAAUCCAUCACGAUCCAGCGCAAGUGGAAGUCGAUGGUGGCCGAGGCUACCAGCUAA